CACACUGUCUCCGUGAAUCGUGUGCUUCCACUUCUUUCACCAACGCACCCUCUCACCACUUUACACCUUCCAGUUCAACCCCCUACCCAACACCCCUCUCCCACCUCUCCACCUCUCUCUCUUUCUCUCUCUCUCUCUCUCUCUCAGACUCAAUCUUGUGUGCUAGAACUGUUCUUGUGGUUUAUUAAUAUGGUGUGAGCUGGGUGUCGUGAAAGACUAUGGUGUUUUUCUUGGAGUCUUGAUCUGGAUUUUUACUGAAGGCGAUUUUUGCUGAAGGCGGCUCCCGAGAUUGAAAGGUUGUGAGCUUGAGGUGGCAAGAGAAUGUCAUCCCUCGACUCGGGGCCACAGGGCCUGACAAGGCGGCCUUCCCGCAGCUCCGCCACCACCACCUUCUCCACCGAGGUCUUCGACCACGAGGUCGUCCCCUCUUCCCUCGGUUCCAUCGUACCAAUCCUCCGCGUCGCAACGGAGAUCGAACCCGAGCGUCCGCGCGUCGCCUAUCUCUGUCGGUUCUAUGCGUUCGAGAAGGCGGAUCGCUUGGAUCCGAACUCGAGCGGUCGUGGUGUCAGGCAGUUCAAGACAGGUCUCCUGCAGCGACUAGAGCGGGAAAAUUCGUCGAGUCUGGCCUCUCGCGUUAAAAAGUCGGAUGCGAGAGAAAUCCAGAGCUUUUACCAGCAAUACUAUCAGAACUAUGUUAGAGCACUGGACAAGGGGGAGCAGGCUGACAGAGCCCAACUGGGCAAAGCUUACCAGACAGCAGGGGUGCUUUUUGAAGUGCUUUGUGCAGUUAAUAAGACUGAGAAAGUUGAAGAAGUUGCUCCUGAGAUUAUUGCGGCUGCCACAGAUGUCCAAGAAAAGAAGGAAAUCUAUGCACCAUAUAACAUUCUUCCUCUCGAUUCUGCUGGGGCCACACAGUCUAUCAUGCAGCUUGAAGAGGUCAAGGCUGCUGUGGGUGCACUAUGGAAUACUCGUGGCUUGAACUGGCCUACUGAAUUUGAGCGGCACAGGCAGAAAGCAGGAGAUCUAGACCUUCUUGACUGGCUCAGGGCCAUGUUUGGAUUCCAGAGAGACAAUGUCAGGAACCAGAGGGAGCAUUUGAUUUUGUUACUUGCCAAUAAUCAUACAGCUUUGCAUCCCAAGCCUGAGCCUCUUAAUAAGCUCGAUGAGCGAGCUAUUGAUGCAAUCAUGGACAAGCUGUUUAAGAACUACAAAACGUGGUGCAAGUUUUUGGGACGUAAACACAGUCUACGUCUUCCUCAAGGGCAACAAGAAAUUCAGCAACGAAAGAUGCUUUACAUGGGUCUGUAUCUCCUAAUCUGGGGUGAAGCAGCUAAUGUGCGCUUCAUGCCAGAAUGCCUAUGCUACAUUUUUCAUAAUAUGGCAUAUGAGCUCCAUGGCUUGUUGGCUGGAAAUGUCAGCAUCGUUACUGGAGAAAACAUUAAGCCUUCUUAUGGUGGAGAUGAUGAGUCUUUCCUGCGGAAGGUUAUAACGCCACUUUAUCGUGUAAUUGAAAAGGAAGCGAAGAAGAGUAAACAUGGAAAAGCUCCUCACUCAUCUUGGUGCAACUAUGAUGAUCUUAAUGAGUAUUUUUGGUCGUCUGAUUGCUUCUCUCUGGGUUGGCCUAUGCGCGAUGAUGGUGAUUUCUUCAAAUCAACGCGUGACAUGGUGGCUCAGGGAAGAAAGGGAUCCAAUAGAAAAUCUGGAAGCACGGGUAAAUCAUAUUUUGUUGAGACACGGACAUUCUGGCACAUCUUUCGAAGUUUUGAUCGUUUAUGGACCUUUUAUAUACUGGCUCUGCAGGCAAUGAUAAUUAUUGCAUGGCAUGAUAAUCUUUCACUAUCGGACAUCUUUCGAACGGAUAUGCUGCAUAACCUUUCCAGUAUUUUCAUCCCAGCAUCCUUCCUUCGCUUCCUUCAAAGUAUUUUGGACCUUAUUCUGAACUUCCCGGGCUAUCAUAGGUGGAAAUUCACUGAUGUGCUGAGAAACAUUCUCAAGAUGGUUGUUAGUCUUGCAUGGGCUGUCAUUCUUCCACUGUUCUAUGUGCAUUCCUUUGUGGCCCCUAACAAAAUUAGAGAUGUGCUGUCACGGCUUCAUGAAAUAAAGGGCAUUCCUACUUUAUAUGUUGUGGCUGUGUUUUUAUAUUUGCUUCCAAAUUUACUGGCAGCAGUGUUGUUUAUUUUUCCAAUGCUCCGACGUUGGAUUGAGAACUCAGACUGGCAUAUCAUAAGGUUUCUUUUGUGGUGGUCACAGCCCAGGAUUUAUGUUGGAAGGGGGAUGCAUGAAAGUCAAUUUGCACUUCUAAAGUAUACUAUAUUUUGGGCUCUACUUCUGUGUUCCAAAUUUGCAUUUAGCUAUUUUAUUCAGAUAAAACCUUUGGUGAAGCCAACAAAAUCUAUAAUGCGUAUCAACCUUGUUCAUUAUGCUUGGCAUGAAUUUUUCCCUCAAGCUAAAAAAAACUAUGGUGCAGUUGUCUCUCUCUGGGCACCAGUUGUUUUGGUUUAUUUUAUGGACACUCAAAUUUGGUAUGCUAUUUACUCAACCUUGUAUGGUGGUAUUGUUGGGGCCUUUGAUCGUCUUGGAGAGAUACGAACUCUAGGGAUGCUAAGGUCUCGGUUCCAGUCUCUACCUGGUGCUUUCAACACAUGUUUGGUGCCCUCUGAUAAGACAAAGAAAAGGGGAUUUUCUUUAUCAAAACGUUUUGCUGAGGUUCCAGCAAGCAGGAGAAGUGAAGCUGCAAAAUUCGCUCAGAUAUGGAAUGAAGUGAUAUGUUCUUUCCGUGAAGAAGACCUCAUAAGUGACGGGGAGAUGGAUAUGUUGUUAGUUCCUUAUUCAUCAGAUCCUAGCCUGAAAAUAAUUCAAUGGCCACCAUUUUUACUUGCUAGCAAGAUCCCUAUAGCACUGGACAUGGCUGCUCAAUUUCGAUCCAGGGAUGCUGAUCUUUGGAAGCGUAUAUGUGCGGAUGAAUAUAUGAAAUGUGCUGUGAUUGAAUGCUAUGAAUCUUUCAAAUAUCUCCUGAACAUUUUGGUUGUUGGAGAAAAUGAGAAAAGGAUGAUUGGCAUCAUUAUUAAAGAAAUUGAAAGCAACAUUUCAAAGAACACGUUUCUUGCAAAUUUUAGAAUGAGUCCUUUGCCUACUCUUUGCAAGAAAUUUGUGGAACUUGUGGAGAUCUUGAAAGAUGGUGACCCGUCCAAGCGAGACACUGUGGUGCUAUUGCUACAAGACAUGUUAGAAGUAGUAACCCGUGAUAUGAUGGUGAAUGAGAUUCGUGAAUUGGCGGAACUUGGUCAUGGUAACAAGGAUUCUAUCUCUAGAAACCAACUUUUUGCUGGUACCAACCCAAAACCAGCUAUAAUAUUCCCUCCUAUCGUUACAGCCCAAUGGGAAGAACAGAUUAGACGUCUCUAUCUCCUCUUGACGGUAAAAGAAUCAGCCAGUGAUGUUCCAACAAACCUUGAAGCAAGAAGAAGAGUUGCAUUCUUUGCUAAUUCAUUGUUCAUGGAUAUGCCCCGAGCUCCUCGAGUCCGUAAAAUGCUUUCAUUCAGUGUCAUGACUCCAUAUUAUAGUGAGGAGACCGUCUAUUCUAAAAGUGACCUUGAGAUGGAGAAUGAAGAUGGUGUAUCAAUCAUAUACUACCUACAAAAAAUCUUCCCAGAUGAAUGGAAUAACUUCAUGGAGCGGCUGAAUUGUAAAAAAGAGAGUGAGGUCUGGGAAAAUGAAGAGAACAUUUUGCAUCUACGUCAUUGGGUGUCCUUAAGAGGACAGACCCUCUGUAGAACAGUUAGAGGGAUGAUGUAUUACCGAAGGGCACUGAGGCUUCAGGCCUUUCUUGACAUGGCUUCUGAAAAAGAGAUUCUGGAAGGCUACAAAGCUUUUACAGUUCCAUCAGAAGAAGAUAAGAAAAGUCAGAGAUCCACAUAUGCCCAAUUAGAGGCUGUUGCCGACAUGAAAUUCACAUAUGUGGCUACCUGUCAGAACUAUGGGAAUCAGAAGCGGAGUGGAGAUCGCCGUGCCACAGACAUUCUGAAUUUGAUGGUUAACAAUCCAGCUCUCCGAGUAGCAUACAUUGAUGAAGUUGAAGAAGGAGAAAAUGGAAAGGUACAGAAAGUAUAUUACUCGGUCUUGGUUAAAGCUGUUGAUACACUUGAUCAGGAAAUCUACCGUAUAAAAUUGCCGGGCUCGGCAAAAGUAGGAGAAGGGAAGCCUGAAAAUCAGAACCAUGCUAUAGUUUUUACACGAGGUGAAGCUCUUCAGACCAUUGACAUGAAUCAGGACAAUUACUUGGAAGAAGCUUUUAAAAUGCGUAACCUUCUGGAAGAAUUUAAGGAGGAUCAUGGAGUGCGUCCACCUUCAAUUCUAGGUGUUCGUGAGCAUAUCUUUACUGGAAGUGUGUCUUCUUUGGCUUGGUUCAUGUCGAAUCAAGAAACAAGCUUUGUCACCAUUGGACAAAGAGUGCUUGCAAGACCUUUGAAGGUUCGAUUCCACUAUGGUCAUCCUGAUGUGUUUGAUAGACUUUUCCACAUUACUCGUGGUGGAAUUAGCAAGGCUUCUGCGGGCAUUAAUUUGAGCGAGGACAUCUUUGCUGGUUUCAAUUCAACACUAAGGCGUGGGAAUGUUACUCACCAUGAAUAUAUUCAAGUGGGGAAGGGACGUGAUGUUGGGCUCAAUCAAAUCUCACUGUUUGAAGCAAAAGUGGCCUGUGGCAAUGGGGAGCAGACACUCAGUCGAGAUGUCUAUCGAUUAGGUCACCGUUUCGACUUUUUCCGCAUGCUAUCAUGUUAUUUUACAACAGUGGGAUUUUACGUCAGCUCAAUGAUUGUUGUCAUUACUGUCUAUGUUUUCUUGUACGGCAAACUGUACCUAUCACUGAGUGGAUUAGAGGAGGCAAUAAUUAAGUUUGCUAGGUCUAAAGGAGAUCAUGCUCUGAGAACAGUUAUGGCUUCACAAUCCCUUGUUCAAAUAGGUCUUCUGAUGGCUUUGCCCAUGCUCAUGGAGAUUGGACUUGAAAGGGGCUUCAGAACUGCAUUAGGUGACAUGAUUAUCAUGCAGCUUCAGCUGGCCUCCGUCUUCUUCACCUUCUCACUUGGAACGAAGGUGCAUUAUUUUGGGCGCACAGUCUUACAUGGUGGGGCUAAGUACAGAGCCACUGGCCGUGGUUUUGUUGUACGGCAUGAGAAGUUUGCAGAGAACUAUAGAAUGUACUCAAGAAGCCAUUUCGUGAAAGGAAUGGAGCUGAUGAUAUUGCUUAUAGCAUAUGAGGUUUAUGGGUCAGCAGCUAGUGAUCCUGCUACUUAUAUUCUCUUCACGUGCUCAAUGUGGUUCCUUGUGGCUUCUUGGUUGUUUGCUCCUUUUCUUUUUAACCCUUCAGGAUUUGAAUGGCAGAAGAUAGUGGAUGAUUGGGAUGAUUGGUCAAAGUGGAUGAACAGCCGAGGGGGUAUUGGUGUUCCGGCAAACAAGAGCUGGGAGUCCUGGUGGGAGGAGGAGCAGGAGCAUCUUCAGUACACUGGAUUUCUAGGACGGUUCUGGGAGAUUGUUCUUUCUCUGCGCUUCUUUAUCUAUCAGUAUGGAAUUGUUUAUCAUCUACAUGUGGCCAAUGGUGAUAAAAGCAUUGUUGUUUAUGGUCUUUCAUGGCUGGUCAUUGCUGCUGUGAUUAUCAUCUUGAAGAUUGUGUCCAUGGGUAGGAAGAAGUUCAGUGCAGAUUUCCAACUGAUGUUCAGGCUUUUGAAGCUGAUCCUGUUCAUUGGGUUCAUAGGCACCCUGGUGAUACUAUUUGUAUUCCUGAGUCUCACAGUAGGAGACAUCUUUGCCAGCCUACUGGCCUUCAUACCAACUGGAUGGGCACUUCUUGGGAUAUCACAAGCAUUGAGGCCAGCAGUGAAGGCCUUAGGAAUGUGGGGGUCUGUAAAAGCUCUAGGACGAGGAUACGAAUACAUGAUGGGGCUGUCGAUCUUUGCACCAGUGGCUAUCCUGGCAUGGUUCCCAUUUGUCUCAGAGUUCCAAACCAGGUUGUUAUUCAACCAAGCAUUCAGCAGAGGACUUCAGAUCCAACGUAUCCUUGCUGGUGGGAAGAAGAACAAAUGAAACUAGCAGAGUGAGGCUGUGAUGAUAGAGCCCAGCAAGAAGAGACAAAAAGUGACUGAUUAAAGGAGACACAGAGAGACAUUGAAGCCAAAUGACAGAGAUGGAGAAUGCAUACUGUGAUAUAUGUGCUCAAAUAGGUGUUUUCUCUCUACCUCCUGUUUCUUCUGCUUCUGCUUGGAACCCUCCUUGUAAUGUGUGGGGAAAAAAAUACCAGUUGCUUGUCUGUGAAGUCACUUAGAGCAGCCAAUAAAUGCUUCAGUACCAUGUUUUCACUACGCUCAUAGGGCAAACCUGCCUGCUAUUGAAAUCCCCUCUGCAAAGUCCCUAACACAUUCACCAACAAUAAUAGAUUAUAAGAGAGUUUAAAACGAUUGCGGAGUCUCAAUUCAAGGCAGCUGCAGAUUGGCAAUGCCCAGGGUCAGGGUCCUACUCCAACCCCAACUACCUAUCUACUUGGGUAUAUGCAUUCUAUGUUGAUGUAUAAAUCUUGCAAGAUGUCCCAGUAGAACUCAUGAUUCAAGUUUAGAAAGUUCAUAAUUUCAAUAAAUACUUUUUUUUUAGUGACCA
Molecule: messenger RNA, 6645 nt
Organism: Vitis riparia (riverbank grape)
Lineage: Eukaryota; Viridiplantae; Streptophyta; Magnoliopsida; Vitales; Vitaceae
Product: callose synthase 5
Exons: 42
Coding region: 322-6078 (1918 amino acids)
Biological process (GO): (1->3)-beta-D-glucan biosynthetic process
Cellular component (GO): 1,3-beta-D-glucan synthase complex; plasma membrane
Molecular function (GO): 1,3-beta-D-glucan synthase activity
Source: RefSeq, a predicted model, not a curated record